AGCAAUGCAAAAAAAUCGAAAAAAGUGAGUGAUUUUACAUAACCCAUCAGGUGAACAAAAUUAUAAUUAAAUUAUUCUUUUAAAGAAUGUUUCUUAUCGAGAAAAAAUUGGAAAAAUGAUGAAAGAUCAGAAAAUUGCACUCGAAAUUACAAAUUCAACGAGCAUUCGGCAAGACGACGGGAUUUUGAUUGUAAAAGCACCUGCUGAUGAAAAAUCUACUGACUAUUGGACGUUGUCACAUUAUAAAACGAAAAACAUUGAGCAUGUUGAUUCUAAGGACAGAUGGAAACAUGCUGAGUGUUCGAUGAAGCUUGCAAUAACCGAUCAGGCAAAGGACCAAGCGAUAUCGAGUGAGCUAAACGAAUUGGUUCAAACACUUUUCGACCGAUUUAUGAAAGAUUCAAAGAAAAAAAUUACACGUAUUUGAUAUGUAUUAUAAACAAACUAUGUUUAUAAUAGUGGUGGGAAUCAUUUAAUAAAUAAUAAAACUUUGAUUACAAUAUAUUAUGUCUAUUUACUCUGUUAACG
Rhopalosiphum padi (bird cherry-oat aphid) is the source of this 528-nucleotide messenger RNA. RefSeq lists its product as uncharacterized. The record is from RefSeq and is a predicted model, not a curated record. The coding region runs from base 116 to 427 and encodes 103 amino acids. Lineage: Eukaryota; Metazoa; Arthropoda; Insecta; Hemiptera; Aphididae. The transcript has 2 exons.